UGAAAUUAGUCAGUGAAAAAUGGCUUGUCGAACGUGGCAUACGGCUAUUUUGUUAUCGAUAAUAUUUACGAUAUUAUCACUUGUCGGUAAUGCAAACACAUCAACUGCUGCACCAUGGUACGAAAAUCUACCAGCUGUUACGAUGGAUUACAAAGUUUAUUUAGAUGCUGGCAAAGAAGACUGUUAUUAUCAAUAUGUCCAGCCGGGUGCUACAUUUUACGCUAGCCAUCAGGUAUUGAAAGGAGGCGACGGCAUGUGUGGGUUUGCUGUAAGGCAUCCCAACGGGCAGAUAGUUCAUCCAUAUGAGUGGAGACAAAGUGCUGAAUAUGCAGAUCAAACUAGUUCUGGUGGAUACUAUGGCGUGUGUAUUGACAACCAAUUCUCCAAGUUUGCCGGGAAACUUGUCAAUCUGUACUUAUCAGUAAUCAGGUAUGACAUGUGGGAGAAAUAUGCAAAGGAAGUUGAGCAACUUGAUAUGAACAUAAAUAAUUUUACUAACUCAAUACAGUUUGUGGAGCACAAUGUGAAUAGCAUAUUGCAAUAUCAAUAUCACUCUAGAGCAAGAGAAUCUAGAGAUUAUAAUCUCCUUAUGGACAAUAAUGUUUAUGUCAUGAGAUGGUCCCUGAUACAAAUAUUAGCAAUUACCGCAACAGGUACACUCCAAGUAUAUUUUUUAAGAAAACUAUUUGAAGUUAAGGAUAAUUCCUCAAAAACAAGAAUUUAAUUGACAUAAUUUAUUUUUAAUGACAAUAGUUAACAUGACUUGCAAAACUUAUAUACUUAAUGAUGUGGUGAUAGAAAAAUUGACACAGCUAUUACAUCAAUUUAACAUUAUUGCUGACUGUUGUCAAAUCAAUCAGAAUUCAUACUGUUCAUUAAUUUAGUAUUAUUGCUAAAUUUAUUAGUGUGGAUAAUUGACUUUUGUUUCUUCUUGCUCUGUAUUGCACUGAAAAUUAAAAACUAUUUUCAUAAUAGAAUUUUUAAAAUGAUUUUUACAUCAUUCUUUUACUGUGGAAACUACACAGUAAAUCAGAGGAAAUUUGUGACAAAUAAAACAUACACAUAGAGCUGUGUAAUAACACAAAUAAACUUUGACACUGUUGUCUUAUUUGACAGAGAAAACCUGACUUUUGUGUUGACCAUUUUGUUAAAUUAUUAAAACUUUCAUGAGACAUUAUCUUCAUUCUUUUAUUGGACCUUCAAAUGAUCUGAAACUGGUUGGUACCCACACCGAUAAACCAUGUGUAAAGCCAUGUUAAAUAAAAAAAGAUCAUGUUUUUAGGUGUGGUUUUUAUAUUCAGGUGUCAACACUCACAUUCUUCAAUUAUAAAAUAAUCAGUAACUAUCCUAACUAAAAAAAUAAUCUAACAAAUGUUGUGCAUAUUUUAUAUGUUAUAUAAACAAAACUAUAUUCUCCCAUGGAGUAGUUAUGCAUACUGGUUGGUUGAUUGACAAGAAUGUUUGCUACCUACCUAGCUAUUGUUGAACAUGAAAGUUGUGUUACCAACUUAAUUGUUACAAUUUUUCUAUAAACCAAUUAUUUUUUAAGUCAUAUAAAAAUUGUUUUAAUAAUAUUAAUUGUAUUUCAAAUUUUUUUAUGUUUGAUCUCUUUAUAAAUAUGUAUAUUAAUUAUUAUCUGUCUGAAAUUAUUGUUUCCUUGUUAGUUUUAUUUUAAUUUUUGAGUCGAUAAUAUUAAAAGACAAAUUAGGUAUUAACAUAUUUUUGGAGGAUUUAUCUACAUAAUAUUUAGUUUUAAGUGGAUAACAUAUUAUAUUUAAUAUAUAUUAUAUUUUUUACGGAUUUUUAUAAUAAACAUAUUGAUGUUG
This is a messenger RNA of Leptidea sinapis, 1826 nucleotides long. RefSeq names its product transmembrane emp24 domain-containing protein 5 (gene loj). Gene Ontology annotation, cellular component: endoplasmic reticulum-Golgi intermediate compartment; COPII-coated ER to Golgi transport vesicle; Golgi apparatus. Lineage: Eukaryota; Metazoa; Arthropoda; Insecta; Lepidoptera; Pieridae. The transcript is spliced from 4 exons. Gene Ontology annotation, biological process: Golgi organization; intracellular protein transport; endoplasmic reticulum to Golgi vesicle-mediated transport. The coding region runs from base 20 to 724 and encodes 234 amino acids. The record is from RefSeq and is a predicted model, not a curated record.